Molecule: messenger RNA, 4185 nt
Organism: Oxyura jamaicensis (ruddy duck)
Lineage: Eukaryota; Metazoa; Chordata; Aves; Anseriformes; Anatidae
Gene: SLC9A5
Product: solute carrier family 9 member A5
Biological process (GO): proton transmembrane transport; regulation of pH; sodium ion transport
Cellular component (GO): membrane
Molecular function (GO): sodium:proton antiporter activity
Source: RefSeq, a predicted model, not a curated record
CGGAGCGCCGGGGCCAUGCAUCCCCCGGCCGGCCCCGCGGCCUCCCCCGGCCCCGCCGCCCCCCCGGCGGGGGCCGAGCUGCUGCGGUGGCAGUGGCAGGAGGUGCAGGUGCCGUGCCUGGUGGCCGCCUGGAUCCUGGUGGCCAGCCUGGCCAAGAUCGUUUUCCACCUGUCCAGGAAGGUGACGUCCAUCGUCCCAGAGAGCUGCCUCCUCAUCCUGCUGGGGCUGGGCCUGGGGGGCAUCGUGUUGGCCGUGGCCAAGAAAGCCAAGUACCAGCUGGAGCCCAACAUGUUCUUCCUCUUCCUCCUGCCCCCCAUCGUCCUCGACUCGGGCUACUUCAUGCCCAGCCGGCUGUUCUUCGACAACAUUGGCGCCAUCCUCACCUACGCGGUGGUGGGCACGCUCUGGAACUCCUUCACCACCGGCACCGCGCUCUGGGGGCUGCACCAGGCCGGGCUCAUGGAUCCAGGCGUCGAAGCCGGGCUGAUGGAUUUCCUGCUCUUCGGCAGUCUCAUCUCAGCUGUGGACCCGGUGGCAGUGCUGGCCGUUUUUGAAGAGGUCCAUGUGAACGAGACCCUCUUCAUCAUCGUGUUCGGCGAAUCCCUCCUGAACGAUGCUGUCACCGUGGUGCUGUACAAGGUCUUCAACUCUUUCGUGGAACUGGGCCCGGCGCACAUCCAUGCCAUGGACUACGUGAAGGGGGUAGCCUCCUUCUUCCUGGUGAGCCUGGGGGGCACGGCCGUGGGGCUGCUCUUCGCCUUCCUCCUGGCCCUGAUCACGCGGUUCACCAAGCGCGUGCGCAUCAUUGAGCCGCUCUUCGUUUUCCUCCUGGCCUACGUCGCGUACCUGGCUGCUGAGAUGGUGUCGCUCUCCGCCAUCCUGGCAGUCACGUUCUGUGGGAUCUGCUGUAAGAAGUACGUGGAAGCCAACAUCUCCCAGAAGUCCCGCACCACGGUCAAGUACACCAUGAAGACGCUGGCCAGCAGCUCAGAGACCAUCAUCUUCAUGUUUCUGGGCAUGUCGGCUGUGGACACCUCCAAGUGGGCGUGGGACACGGCGCUGGUGCUGGGCACCCUGUUAUUUAUCCUGCUCUUCAGAGCUGUGGGUGUUGUCCUCCAGACCUACGUGCUCAACCGCUUCCGCCUCAUCCCCCUGGACAGGAUCGACCAGGUGGUCAUGUCAUACGGCGGCCUCCGUGGAGCCGUCGCCUUCGCCCUGGUCAUCCUGCUGGACAGGGACAAGGUGAAAGCCAAGGACUACUUUGUGGCAACGACCAUCGUGGUGGUGUUCUUCACGGUCAUCGUGCAGGGCCUCACCAUCAAGCCUCUGGUGACGUGGCUGAAGGUGAAGCGCAGUGACCACCACAAGCCCACGCUGAACGAGGAGCUGCACGAGCACGCCUUUGACCACAUCCUGGCGGCGGUGGAGGACAUCGUGGGACACCAUGGCUACCAUUACUGGCGGGACAAGUGGGAGCAGUUCGACAAGAAGUACCUGAGCCAGCUCCUGAUGAGGAAAUCUGCCUACAGGCUGCGGGACGAGAUCUGGGACGUCUACUACAAGCUGAACAUCCGCGAUGCCAUCAGCUUCGUGGACCAGGGUGGCCACGUGCUGUCGGCCGCCAAGCUGGCGCUGCCCUCCAUGCCCAGCCGCACGUCCAUGUCGGAGUCGUCGGUCACAAACCUGCUGAGGGAGAGCGGGAGCGGCGCGUGCCUGGACCUGCAGGUGAUCGACACGGUGCGCAGCCGGCGGGACAAGGAGGACGCCGCCAUGCACCACGUGCUGCGAGGGAGCCUCUACAAGCCCCGCAGGCGGUACAAGGCCAGCUACAGCCGUCACUUCAUCUCUCCAGAUAAACAAGAGCGCCAAGAUAAAGAAAUCUUCCGGCAGAACAUGAAGAGGCGCCUGGAGACCUUCAAGUCCACCAAGCACAACAUCUGCUCCUCCAAGAGCAAAGCCAGGCUGAAGGAAAAGGGCAGGAAGAAGAAGGAUGUCUCUCUGACCAGCGACGCACCCAACGGGAGGACGCACAGAAGUGUCCCCUGGCAGGAGGCAGCUCCUGUGCUGGUGAUGGUCAGCUCCGAGGAGGAGGAGAGCGAUAGCUCGGAGACGGAGAGAGAGGACGAUGAAGGGAUCGUGUUCAUCGCUCGAGCCACCGAUGAGGUCCUGCAGGGAAAGGCCACCCCUGGCAGCCUGGACGUCUGCCCCAGCCCCUGCAUCAUCCCGCCAUCGCCCACCUUGGCAGAGAAGGAGCUGCCGUGGAAAGGAGACCAGGCUGACCUGGCUGUUUACGUCUCCUCGGAGACCACCAAAAUCGUGCCAGUGGAUAUGCAGAAAGCGUGGAACCAAAGCAUCUCCUCCCUGGAGAGCAUCGCCUCCCCACCGGGCAUCGAGACGGGACCGCUGCACAGGCGAUUCGCCUGCCCCGUGCUGGAGGAGCAGCCCCAGUCGGCGAGCCAGGCGGUGCCGGAGCAGAUCUCCUGCUUCCAGUUCCCCAGCCACGUCUCUAAGAGCGGCAGGUCGCUGAGCGACAGCAGCCCGGACGGCGUGGAGCAGCAGGAGCUGCAGCCUUUGAUGGCCUCGGAGGAGCAGGGCAGGGCGCUGCCCCCCGCCGAGCCCCGGCGGCUCAUGUUCAGCAGAGCCAGCCACAUCUGAGCCGUGUCACGGACGGGGCAGGGGCUGGAGGCAGGCUGCGACCCGCCGACCGCUCUGCCGUCUCGCUUCGUCAAGCUUGUGUGUGUCUCCUCCAACUCCAGGAGCGGCUGGAGAGCCCGGUGCUCCUGGCGCUGCACUCACCUACUGAUGGUAGAGAAAUGGGCUCGAUGCUGCCGUAGCAGGUACCAGCCUCAUCCUCCCAGGGAGGCACAGACCCCCAGACCUCGCUCUUCCUCUCUGGUCUUCCUCUCGCAUCUUCGCAGUGCUGGGAGGCCAGAGAUGUUCCUCCCAGAGGUGGGAUCCCAGCCGGACUUGACGCCGUUGCGGCUGUGCCACCUGGGGGUGUGGGGGUCCUGGCUGGGGGGCUGCUCGUGGGUGCGAGCACCUGAGCCUGGCUCUGUGUAGGAGGCUGGUGCUCGACAGCCCACCCACACCCAGCACCGAGCGGCCGAUUGCUCAGAGCAUGCACGGACCUCAGCUGGGAGACCAGGGACCGAGUCCUUUCCAGGGCAGCUGUGUCUCGCCUGGGUUUUGGGGGCACCGUGGAGGCAAAGCCAUGACUUUCUCAGGACUAGGAGCAGCGCUCCUGGGGUUUGGCUCCACCGGGAGCCAGGCUGCGUACGCACAGGAACUAUUCUAGCACCCAGCCGGCUGUGCCAGCCUCACACCUCUUGUCUGGAUGUGCUCCCCGUAGCUGCCGUGUUCAGCUUUCUGGCUUUGUGGGGAGGCAGCAGCCCUGCACAGCAUCCUCGGUGUUCAUCCUGCCUGCAUCCCAGUCCCCCUGGGGCUGGUCAGCUGGGAGGGCUGGUCACGACACGAGGGAGUGAGCAGCGGGUGUUGCUAGAGAGCUGGGCGAAAGCUGAGUGCAUCUUCAAAGGUCUGUCCCCAUCACCUGCCUCCCAGCCACCCCGGGUCCCUCCUGAGAGGGAGGUGGGAUCGGGCAGCCCGUGCAGUGAUCCUUUCCUGCUGUGACCCCACGGUACAAGAAUCAGACCCCGAGAACUGCUCGGAGCUCAGCAGGGCAGCCGGGCGCAGGAGACCCCACGGUCCAGGCAGUGUGGGAGGGUUGGGGACGUCCUCUUUGGGCAGAACGGUGCUUUGGGCUGUUAAAAGCCAAAAGCAAGCAAAUAACCGUGCGAUCAUCCACCUGGGGUGCUGAGACAGCAGGUGCCAAGGGGGUGUUUAGAUGCACUGGGUGAAUGAGCCCAGCGAAGGGCGGGCAAGAUGGUGUAGCUCAGGUGCUGCUAGCAAGGCCCAGCGAAGGCCAUUCUGCUCAGUACCCGUCCUACCAGCUGGAGCAUGAGGUUUUUAAAAGGAUUUUAUAUAGUUUUGCAUUUCUUGUAUGCCUUAUUCCUGUUUUGAUUUCUGAUAUCAGGCCAUACUAAAUCUCUAGCUGGGUCAGUGUUUUAUGUAGCCAUGGGCACCACAAACGACUCGAGACUUAAUAUCUUAUUUGCAAGAAUAUUGUUUUAAUGUGAAAAUAUAUGCAGAGUAUUUUGUAAUGUUCAAUAAAUCAGAGUUGGAGCAGGU